AUGUCCAUAGGAGCCCCGAAGGCAGUCGCAGCAUCAGAGUCGCAUCUUCUGUCUAACGCUCAGAUUCAGGCCGCGCUGCACCAGUCGACGCCGUUCUCGGUCACCGACAUCCUCAGCCCCGUCGACGAAGACGACGACCAUCUCGGCUCUGUGCCCCUGUCUCAGCAAGUGUCAGCCUCCAGCACCGCUACUUCCAUUUCGUUCAAGGCAUUCCGGCCACAAGCGAUUAUGAACCCAGCAUUCGACGCCAGCGCAGCUCUUAAUCCAUUUGGGCCGUACCGAAGCCAUCCCUCGCAGCCCUCAAUGGCAACGUACCCCGGCGCCCAGCAGGGUGCCAUACCUGGACCCUACCUCGGUCACUGCGCUGCAGCCGCCGCUGCCCAGAACUUUGCCUCCCAGUACAACAGCGCCGCUGAACUGCAGUCGUACGCCGCCGCAGCCGCCGCCGCCAACCAGACCGCCGCUGCCGCUUCUUGGUACGGUGCCGCCGCUGCUGGACAUGACGGCCGCUUUGGAAUUCCUCGCUUCAUGACCAGCGGAGGUGCCGGUAUGCAGAUGGGCAUGGCGGCGUUAAGUACUUGCGGGAUGAUCGACCCUGCUAAAGCGGCUGCGGCUGGACUCCAGUUUCCAAUGGUACAGCGUCGUAAACGGCGGGUGCUGUUCACACAAGCUCAGGUGUACGAAUUGGAGAGACGCUUCAAGCAGCAGAAGUACCUGUCAGCCCCGGAACGAGAGCAUCUCGCUCAGCUCAUCAACCUGACACCGACACAGGUUAAGAUCUGGUUUCAGAACCACCGCUACAAAUGCAAACGCCAGGCGAAGGAAAAGGCGAUGCAGGACGUGCACCAGCAGCAGCAGUCGGCGUCGAAAUCCUCUGACGACGAAGACCGAGAUCUUGCUUCGACGUCACCCCCCUGCCAAAGCGCCAGUCCUCUGUCAGCCGGAGCUGCCGACGGGGGCGAUUCCCCAUCCCAACGGAACGGUGGACCUCAUGUCUCGGACGACUCUCCACGGAAAGUGACUAUCCCGGUGCUGGUCAAGGACGGCAAGGCUUGUCUGGAUCAGAGUUCGCGGAUCAUUGUCACAGUGAGUAAAGUUCUGAUAUACCUCGUUGUCGUCGUCGUGUCGUGUCGUGUCGUCAUUUCCCACCGUAAGCCGUCGUUGUCACGGCAGACAGUGCGUCGCCGCUGUGCUCGUCUUGUUUCGCACGUGUCGCGUACGACACCGGCCACAAUAGAGUCCGGUCAUUUCGCUUGA
Soboliphyme baturini is the source of this 1257-nucleotide messenger RNA. The record is from the annotation of a GenBank genome assembly. NCBI's taxonomy places the organism in Eukaryota, Metazoa, Nematoda, Enoplea, Dioctophymatida, Soboliphymatidae.